Ambispora leptoticha is the source of this 447-nucleotide messenger RNA. Lineage: Eukaryota; Fungi; Glomeromycota; Glomeromycetes; Archaeosporales; Ambisporaceae. The record is from the annotation of a GenBank genome assembly.
AUGCUCACAAAAGUUUCUGUCGUCUUCAUAGCAACUAUCUUCUCUCUAAUAUCAAUCGCAUUCCCACAAGAAACUGGAUUUAUUGCAAACUUUGUUCCUGAUGCGAGUCAAGGACUAAAAGUUGCAGGGCAAAUUGUCUACGAUCUUUUGUCAAAUGGUCUUGUUUCUGUAAGAGGUCAACUCAACUCGGGUUUCGAUCAAAGUUCCAAUAAAUCCGAUUAUGAAUUCUUCUUGGAUGAUCAUCGAUAUGACGAUUAUCUUAAUUAUACAAUUCUAAACGGGGGUACCUCGGCUUUCGCCAGUUAUAUUCCAGCCGAGGUGAUCGGCUUCAAUGAUAAAAAGAAACGCGGAGACGUUUUAAAUAAACGUCCAGUAUCAAAAAUUAAUUAUAAUGACCAAACGAUUGGUAAAUGCAUUUGUCAAGAUUUACAUCUACCAACUAAUUAA